AGCAGCCUCCAGAAGCAGGAGGAGCCCUCCCACCCUCGCUUGUAGCGUCACAUGCAUGUGGUAUAAAAGAGCCCCUUCUCCAGUCUACCACACCUGCUUCAAACAUCUGCUUGAACUCCAUCUGUGUGCUGAAUGAUUCAUUUCAAGCGUCUAUUUUUAAAGUCCUCGGAUGCGGAGCCAUGGGAACGCUUCCUCUUUUCACCACAGUAGAAUUCCUCGCCUUUUUUUCCCUAACCGGAAGAACUUGAACAACAUGACGACUGCUUCCACUGAUGCCAAACGCCGCUAAUCGACUUCAAUCCAAUAAAGGUGUCAAUGGACUGCCUGAACUUGACCAAUAAGACGGCGGUGGCCCGGCACUUGUAUGGCGCUCAGACCUCGGCACCUCUCACCCUCCUGGUGGGUGUCCUCAUCCUGCUGACCGUCUUCGGCAACGUCAUGGUGGUCAUCGCCGUGACCACAUGCCGUGCCCUCAGAGCCCCCCAGAAUUUAUUCCUGGUCUCUUUGGCGUGCGCCGACAUCCUGGUGGCUACCUCGGUGAUGCCCUUCUCCCUGGCCAAUGAACUGAUGGGUUACUGGUUCUUCGGCAAGGUGUGGUGUGAAAUCUACCUGGCGCUGGAUGUGUUUUUCUGCACGUCUUCCAUCGUCCACCUGUGCGCCAUAAGCCUGGACCGAUACUGGUCCAUCACACGGGCCGUCGAGUACAACUUGAGAAGGACGCCUCAGCGGAUCAAAUGCACCAUCUUGAUUGUUUGGGUGCUGGCAGCCAUUAUCUCCUUCCCGCCGCUGAUCACCAUGAAGAAGGACAAAGGCCAAGAGGACCGACCCGAAUGUAAAAUCAACGACGAGAAGUGGUACAUCGUUUUCUCCAGCACCGCUUCCUUCUUCGCGCCCUGCGCCAUCAUGGUCCUGGUCUACGUGAGGAUCUACCAGGUGGCCAAACAGAGGACAAGAGCCCCGCCGGGUGAAAGGUCACGAGAAAACGGACGCCCGGAGCGUGAGGACGGAGAGGUGAACGGGGAGCUGGCGGACGAAUCAUCAUCGGACGGCUACGAAGUAACCUUGUGUUCUCUGAAGAAGAGGCGACCCGCCCGGACGGCCGAGUGGGGUCGCGAGAAGCCCGGAGAAGCCGCCGAGAAGCCACAAGCCAACACCAGCCGCUGGAAAGGAAGACAGCACCGAGAGAGACGCUUCACGUUAGUGCUGGCCGUGGUGGUGGGAGUGUUCGUCCUCUGCUGGCUGCCCUUCUUCUUCACGUACACGCUCACGGCCGUGUGCGCCUGCUGCGUGCCCGAGACGCUCUUCAAGAUGUUCUUCUGGUUGGGAUACUGUAACAGCUCCCUCAACCCGCUCAUUUAUACCGUUUUCAAUAACGACUUCCGCAGGUCCUUUAAAAAGAUCCUCUGCAGAAAAACACAUGUUGAUUUAUAAGAGGACACAACUCUGGAAUGUGUGUUGAAAUUUCAACUCAUCGCUACUUAUUGUAUGUUUCAUCCGUCACUGUAAUUUGUUUAGGUUCUCUAGCACUUGUCACUUAAUGGGGAAUAAAUCCCCCAAAAAUAUUUGCAACACCAGAAAAUCCCAUCCCGUCAGCAACUCAUCCACAUUAUCUUAUCGAAGCUCAAAACCUUCAGGCUUCUGCUAGAAAGCAAAACAAAUGUGAAGAAAACCCCACGAGAAGCUCUGACAUUUAUUUGGGCAUAUUUCGAAAGCUCCUUCGGCGCUGACUCCCAUUUAACAGGAAUUGGAAUGCGAUUGGUUCAUUUUAAACAGCAUCAUCUCAGUUACACUAGGGUGUGCACACUUACGCAACCACAGUGGUUUGCUUUAAGACAUUCAGACAAUAUCCGCAA
Molecule: messenger RNA, 1853 nt
Organism: Syngnathus acus (greater pipefish)
Lineage: Eukaryota; Metazoa; Chordata; Actinopteri; Syngnathiformes; Syngnathidae
Product: alpha-2A adrenergic receptor-like
Exons: 1
Coding region: 316-1431 (371 amino acids)
Biological process (GO): adenylate cyclase-activating adrenergic receptor signaling pathway
Cellular component (GO): membrane
Molecular function (GO): adrenergic receptor activity
Source: RefSeq, a predicted model, not a curated record